Molecule: messenger RNA, 1110 nt
Organism: Sparassis crispa
Lineage: Eukaryota; Fungi; Basidiomycota; Agaricomycetes; Polyporales; Sparassidaceae
Product: Probable inactive dehydrogenase
Exons: 6
Coding region: 1-1110 (369 amino acids)
Molecular function (GO): NADPH dehydrogenase activity; FMN binding
Source: RefSeq, a predicted model, not a curated record
AUGUCCUCCGAGUCCGCGCCCAAGCUGUUCCAGCCAAUUAAAGUCGGCGAUAUGACACUGGCGCACCGCGUUGUUCUCGCGCCGCUCACGCGCUUCCGCGCCAACGCGGCCCAUGUACAUGGUGAUCUCGCAGUAGAGUACUACUCGCAGCGCGCAAGUGUCACCGGGACAUUGCUCAUUGCGGAGGGAACAAUCAUCUCAGCGAACGCUGGCGGAUUCGCUCAUGUGCCGGGCAUAUGGAACGACGCCCAGAUCGCGGCUUGGAAGCGGAUAACAGAUGCUGUCCACGCGAAGGGCUCGUAUAUCUACCUCCAGCUUUGGGCUCUAGGGCGAGCUGCAGACUUCGAAGAGCUGGAGAAGGAAGACCCGUCCUUUCCGUAUGUCUCCGCGUCGGACAUCCAGCUGACAGGAAAACCGAAAGCCCCGCGUCCGUUGACGGAGGACGAAAUCAAGGAAUACGUACAGUUGUAUACAACCGCUGCUUCUAAUGCGGUCCAUGGUGCCGGCUUCGACGGUGUUGAGGUUCAUGGCGCGAAUGGGUAUCUUCUCGAUCAGUUCUUGCAGGAUGUCUCGAACAAUCGCAGGGACAAGUACGGCGGAUCGAUCGAGAAUCGCGCCAGGUUCUUCUUAGAGAUUCUGGCUGCAGUCACCGCCAAGAUUGGGGCACAGAAGACGGGCGUCCGCUUUAGUCCGUGGGGCCAGUUUCAAGAUAUGCGUAUGGAGGAUCCCGUACCGACAUUUACGUAUGUCAUCUCGCGGAUCGCAGAGCUGUACCCAGACCUCGCGUACAUCCACUUUGUGGAGCCGUGGGUUUCGGGUACCACGGAUCGGAUUGUGAGGGAUGGAGAGACGAAUGACUACUUCCGCAAGAUAUGGGCGCCCCGGCCAGUCAUUAGCGCCGGUGGGUAUACCCGCGAGAGCGCGCUGGAUGCGGCAGACAAGAAGGGCGACCUCAUCGCCUUUGGCAGAGCCUACAUUUCGAACCCUGACCUUCCUCUGCAUCUACGCAAGAACAUACCAUUUGCGAAGUAUGAUCGCGACACUUUCUACACUCCCGAGGACCCGAAAGGGUACAUUGACUAUCCGUUCGCGCACGCGGCUGCAUUGUAG